Molecule: messenger RNA, 396 nt
Organism: Lolium perenne
Lineage: Eukaryota; Viridiplantae; Streptophyta; Magnoliopsida; Poales; Poaceae
Source: RefSeq, a predicted model, not a curated record
AUGUCGAAUUCCUACCCUUGCUCGGCGUGCGGCGCCCACACCCACCGCAGGAACCACUGCGCCGCCUCGCCGUGCUCCCGCUGCGGCGGCGACGGCCACUUCGAGGCCCUCUGCACCACCCCUGCCGGCUUCGACGUAGCCUCUACCGAGGCCCGCUGCGGCGUGUGCGGCGGCGCGGGUCACGCCGACGACGACUGCACCACGGCCGAGACGGCGCACAUCCGGUGCGAGACCUGCGGCCAGAUGGGGCACGAGCCCAUUGACUGCCCCACCCGCACCGGCGGCCGCGACGACCCCUACGCCGCCUUCUGCGGCUACGACGCCUGCGGUAACUGCGGCUGGCCGGGCCACUCCCAACCCGACUGCCCCAGCCUUCACCCGCCGCCGGGCUAUUGA